AUGUGUGCUCUGGGGAUUUUAUUGUAAAAAAACAUUUACAUCUCUACCAUGGCAAAAGGCAAUUAUUCAGCAGUGUCAGAGUUUAUCCUCUUGGGCCUCACAGAUAAUCCAGAGCUUCAAGCCAUUCUCUUUGCUUUCUUCCUGGUCAUCUAUUUAGCUAGUGUCGUGGGCAAUCUUGGUUUGAUUGUGCUAAUACAAGUCAGUCCACAGCUUCACACACCCAUGUAUUUUUUUCUCAGCCAUCUGGCUUUUAUUGAUUUUUCUUUUACUUCAUCUGUCACCCCAAACACCUUGGUGAAUUUUCUGUGUGAAGUGAAAAGUGUAACGUUUUAUGCAUGUGCCAUCCAGGUGUGCUGCUUCAUCACCUUCGUAGUCUGUGAACAGUACUUGCUCUCAAUCAUGGCCUAUGACAGGUACGUUGCCAUCUGCAGCCCUUUACUCUAUGUCAUUCUCAUGCGUAAAAAGCUCUGCAGUCAGAUAAUUGCGAGCACGUAUGUUUAUGGAUUCAUCGUGGGUCUCGCACAGACGGUGGCAACAUUCCACUUGUCUUUCUGUGGCUCCAAUAGGGUCAACCACUUCUACUGUGAUGACGUUCCCUUGGUGGCUCUGGCCUGCUCUGACACUCAAGUCAAAGAGCUGAUGCUGUUAAUCAUUGCUGGGUUCAAUACCCUUUGCUCUCUACUGAUCGUGAUAAUUUCUUAUAUCUUCAUCCUCUUUGCCAUCCUGAGGAUCCAUUCUGCUGAAGGAAGACAGAAAGCCUUCUCUACCUGUGUUUCUCACCUGACCUCCAUCACCAUAUUUUAUGCGACAAUCAUUUUUAUGUACCUACUGCCCAAGUCAAGCCAUUCACUGAAAACAGAUAAAUUUGCUUCGGUGUUUUAUGUGGUAGUGAUUCCCAUGCUAAAUCCAUUGAUCUAUAGCUUGAGAAAUCAGGAAGUAAAAAAUGCACUGAAAAGAAUUAUAGAAAAGUCUCAUUUGGCUAUCAAAUAA
This is a messenger RNA of Hippopotamus amphibius kiboko, 990 nucleotides long. Its product is annotated as olfactory receptor 5AL1-like. The transcript has a single exon. The record is from RefSeq and is a predicted model, not a curated record. NCBI's taxonomy places the organism in Eukaryota, Metazoa, Chordata, Mammalia, Artiodactyla, Hippopotamidae. Gene Ontology annotation, molecular function: olfactory receptor activity; G protein-coupled receptor activity; odorant binding. Gene Ontology annotation, biological process: G protein-coupled receptor signaling pathway; sensory perception of smell. Gene Ontology annotation, cellular component: membrane.